GCAUCCCGGCCCAAAGACGUCGUCGAUUAUCGUUUUUUCGUGCGGAGCAUCAUUCGCCAUGCUGACUUGCUUUCGAAUGCUGCUUCUUUUGAAUUCCUUCAAUCGGAGGCGGAGCGAGUUCUUCUUGAGUCAAUGGAUGCCCUUGAAAUGGCUUUCACACAUCCUGAUGCACAGCGUACGACGGGGAACCAUAUCUUCCUAAACUUUGUACCAACUCUUUCGCUUGAGGACAUGAAUCAGCUCGAGUCGACUGUCCGAGAGACUGUAAUUCGCUUUGGACGCCGACUUCAAUGCUUAUGGCUAACCGUUGAUUUCCUCGAACAGAUCUGA
Molecule: messenger RNA, 330 nt
Organism: Protopolystoma xenopodis
Lineage: Eukaryota; Metazoa; Platyhelminthes; Monogenea; Polystomatidea; Polystomatidae
Source: the annotation of a GenBank genome assembly